Molecule: messenger RNA, 2921 nt
Organism: Anarrhichthys ocellatus (wolf-eel)
Lineage: Eukaryota; Metazoa; Chordata; Actinopteri; Perciformes; Anarhichadidae
Product: type I phosphatidylinositol 4,5-bisphosphate 4-phosphatase-B-like
Exons: 9
Coding region: 1-1107 (368 amino acids)
Biological process (GO): phosphatidylinositol dephosphorylation
Cellular component (GO): lysosomal membrane; phagocytic vesicle membrane; late endosome membrane
Molecular function (GO): phosphatidylinositol-4,5-bisphosphate 4-phosphatase activity
Source: RefSeq, a predicted model, not a curated record
AUGAUCGACUGGGAUUGUGCUGAGGAACUGCCCUUUUUCUGCUACUCUGAUCCAAUGAGGAAACAGUUGGUGAGACUGAGGCUGACCGCCGACUCCUCCGUGGACAUGACGGACUCUGCUGUUAUGGAGUCAAUCAUAAAAUGGGUGGAAAGGAAGCUGAGCGAUAAAGGAGCGACUAAAGAUGUCAAACUGAGCUGGAGGAAGCUUCCGGAGAAGGAGGAAAACCUCAACGAAGAGCCAGAAGAACCAAUUGAACUCAGUGUAAGUUGUGAGUAUAUCAGCUGUGAUGAGGUUCCUGCAGGAAACCCUGGAUUUGUAUAUCUUGCUUACUUAUUCUUUUGCUCAGACUACAACACAGUCUUCAGCCAUGUGGACUCUUUGUGUUGGUAUUCAUGUGUAACUAAACUGUCUCCUCCAGGUCUGUCGCCGUUCCCCAGCUCGGUGGCCCCCGGUGAGCCUCCGCCCCCUUACUCGCUGCAGGGCAGCCCGGACAGCGGCAGCGCUCCGAUCAUCAGCUGCCGGGUCUGCCAGAGCGCCAUAUCGGUGGAGGGCAAGACGCACCAGCACGUGGUGAAGUGCAGCAUCUGCAACGAAGCCACGCCAAUAAAGAAUGCCCCUGUUGGAAAGAAGUACGUCCGCUGUCCGUGUAACUGUCUCCUGAUCUGCAAAGUCACGUCGCAGAGGAUCGCCUGUCCACGACCGUACUGUAAACGCGUCAUAAACCUGGGACCAGUUCACAUCGGCAGAGAAAGUCCUGAACCGCAGUAUCAGCCCGUCGGCAUCAGGAUCAUCUGUGGACACUGCUCCAAUACAUUCCUGUGGACGGAGUUUUCAGACCAGACCUUGGCCCGAUGUCCACACUGCCGAAAAGUCUCUUCUAUUGGUCGGCGGUACCCCAGGAGGAGGAGCCUACUGUGCUUCCUGCUGUUUGUUGUCCUCGUCGCCUCCACUGCAGGACUUCUGGUUGGUACGUGGAAGCCCGCCCAGAGCUCUAAAGGGAUCUACGUCUCGUGGGUGCUGCUGAUCCUGCUCGCUCUGUUCACCAUGGCAAGAACCAUCUACUGGAGGUGUCUGAAAAUCAGUGACCCCAUAUACAACAUCACAUAGAGAGAGAGAGAGAGAGAGAAGGGGGGGGAGAAGGAAGGAAGGGAGGUAGGUAGGUGAGAGGGGAAGUGGAUGAAGAGAAGGAGGGGAAAGAGUUGAGAUACAGACGAGACAAAGAGAGAAGAAAAUAUGUUGAAAGUCAAACUCCACAUUCAUGCCAGAUUGGAUUUACGGUGCCAAUUGACCCUCUGCUAAGCCCCGCCCCCCCCACUUCUACUCCGUCAAGCUGUCCUAAUUUUAAGAAAUGCGAAUAAGUGUUUUCUGAGAAAAGCAGACGGAAGUGUGUUUGAAGGAUGUAUCCUUACUCAGCACUGAAAACUGUUUAAAAAGAUAAAGAUAGAAGCUAAAGCUACAGUUCUUCCAACUAAAAGUAUCACUAUUACGCAAUAUCUAACCACGACUAGUUCAAAAUCCACAAAAGCAGCCUGAAGAUGAAGACCACGAGAGUCUGCGAAGCAGAGCCGGGUAGUUGUCGGACCCUGGUCGGAGCUGACUGAUGCUACGCUAUGAUUGGCCAGUCUGCGUUAAAGGGGCGGAACUUAGCGAAGGGUCGAUUGUCCGAAAAUCUUCAUUAUAAGCACGACAUGUUUUUUGUUUUUCAUUUGUUAAAUGAAGAGAAAAAGAAAGAUGGUAGUUUGAGAUAAAAGACGGACAAAGCUAGAGAAAGAAAUGUUUUAAAUGAUUUGUUUUUGACCUGGUAGUCUUAUCAAAUGUUGGUAGAAUAUGUUGUUUCAAAGCCUGGUGCUGCUGUUAAAUUCACAACAAUAUAAUGUAAACAGGUUGUAACUUCUGUGAACUACAAUUAUAUGAAAUCUUAGUUUCCUCCAGAGAAAUGCAACAAUAGCAAAUAAAAAACAGUGAAGCCCUGGGAGGUGUUUGAGUGAGACGCUGAGCUGUAUAAUCAAACCAAAUGGGCGGGAAAUCAAUAAUGAACCCGAAUCACAGAGUACUGUGAGGAACAAUAUGUGCUUAUUUCUGUUAUUCUUUAAAUGAUUAUUGUCUCUACACUAGAAAAUAAAAUCUAUUUUUUUGUAGUUAAAUGUUGUUGGGAAAGGCAAAUAUUGGUUUGAGAGUUUAAAAAAAUUAGAAAAGGUUGAUGACCUCACGUCUGUACGGUAAGCUUAGCUUAGCAUGAAAACAUGGAAACAAAAGGUAACGGCUCACUAUUUAACAUGUUACAUCUAAUUUGUCUAAAACUGUAAGUGUUAAAAUAUCAUAAUGUGCUUUUUGGGGCAUAACAAGAUAAUAUGAUGAGGGAAAUGUAAUUGAUAGAGGAUGUAUAUCAAUUAAUUGGCAUUAAUUGAGAGUAAGCAGCAUUCAGAUCAUCUCACACAUGGAUUUUGGGGCAUUUUGAUUUAAUGUGCUUGUGUUUGAAAAUAAUUCAUAUCAAAGAAUUCUUCAUAUUCCGCUAAACUUUUAACUUAAAAAAGUUCCGUUUUACCUGUUUUGAGGCACUUUAAGAAAUGACUUGAAGACUUCACACAGAAUGGUUUAUUUAAGCAUCUUCUCUCUUUUUUUUAAGUCGCAUCUGUCUCGCUUGAAUCAAACUGAAUUUGCGCUGAUGCAUCAUUAAAAAGCAGUCGGUGUCUCGUUCUCUGUCGAAGUGUAAAUAUUUGCGGGUUUAUUUCGGACUGUACAGAAUUAUCAGAGCUGUUGCCCCCCCUUGUGGCUGGUUAAUGUAAGUACUCGCUGACCUGUGAAACACGUUGCACUAUGUUGUACUGAUGUACUACUAAUGUAUGAUUUUGUCAAUAUUAUUCCGGUGGCUGGAUUUUCUUUUUUGUAUAUUGUGAAACAAUAAUACUUUUAACAACGUC